Molecule: messenger RNA, 567 nt
Organism: Zea mays
Lineage: Eukaryota; Viridiplantae; Streptophyta; Magnoliopsida; Poales; Poaceae
Exons: 2
Coding region: 209-448 (79 amino acids)
Source: RefSeq, a predicted model, not a curated record
UUCUAACACUGUUUACCUGCCUGAUAUCAGUAUACUCUGAUUGACAGACGUCCCGGAGGGCUGUGUGAUAAUUAGGGAACAUAUCCCCAUAACAAACUUGUUUACAUGCCUUUGGUUCAAUGAAGUUGACCGCUUCACGUCCAGAGAUCAGCUAAGCUUCAGCACAGUUAGGGAUAAAAUAAGGUGGCGAGUUAAUUGGACUGCAGACAUGUUCCUGGAUUGUGAAAGGCGUGAUUUUGUUGUUCAGUCGUACCACCGAGAACUGUUGGAACAGAGGCAGUCUGCCUUACGAAGAUGGCCUCCCCAGCGGUCUCCCAUCGCGCGCUUCCAACCUAGAAAGAUGCUUCCAGAAAAUGCAGCAAGGGAACCAUGGAAGGCUUCUGCAACCAAGAAGUUAUCACGGAAGCGAGCACGGGAUAAGAAAUCAAGCUCGAGACGAACUCAUUGAACUAGUGGGAAGGAAGCAAUUCAGCUGUAAAUGCUGGCGAUUUUGCUCCUACACAACUGCAUAUCUAACGGACAGCAUUCCAACAUUGUUUUACUACUUUUAACUUCCUUUCAUGCUCC